Molecule: messenger RNA, 3606 nt
Organism: Cephus cinctus (wheat stem sawfly)
Lineage: Eukaryota; Metazoa; Arthropoda; Insecta; Hymenoptera; Cephidae
Product: sialin
Exons: 12
Coding region: 402-1991 (529 amino acids)
Biological process (GO): transmembrane transport; monoatomic anion transport
Cellular component (GO): plasma membrane
Molecular function (GO): transmembrane transporter activity
Source: RefSeq, a predicted model, not a curated record
CGAGGCUUCAUCGAACGUGGUGGUUCUCGUUGUCGUCGACGUCGUCUUCGAAACGCUUGCUCGUCGGCCUCUUUCCAUUUUUACAACCCGCGUCUAUCGUAAUUCUUCUCAGCCAUUUACGAGUACAGUGACAAUAUAACCAAGUAGAGUGACGAUAUAACCAAGUACAACGAACCGUGUCUUAUGUUAACGGAUACUUUUGUAUAAUGCCGAAUGCCGAUUGACUCGCUUGUGAAAAUGUGCUCGUUGAAAAUGUCGACAAGGGAGAAAUUUUUGCAGGCUGUUGCACGAUUUGCCGGAAACGGGAAUAGCGUGAAGAAUCAAAGGUGAUCCCAGUCGAGCAGCAGACUUCAUCGUUUCAAAUAUAAAUCGUCCUAGAGCUGGCGUGGCUAAGCAACAAGAUGGAGGGCCCGGAAAGGUACGAAGACGCAACUAUGUACAAACAACCAUCUUCUUGUAGUUUGCGAAAAUUGGGAGAUAUGGUACCAGCACGUGUAGUUCUCUAUAUACUAUCGUUUUCUGGAUUCCUCGUAUCCUUUAUGAUGCGGACCGACAUCAACAUUGCUAUGGUGGCCAUGGUGAGGUUACCGCCACCAUCUUCAUCGGAUACAAAAGUCGCAAUGACCACGCAUUGCUACGCAAUCCCAAAUGCAUCUCUCUCUGUGGAGAAUACUACGGCUAUUCGUCCCGAGGAAAUGGGCGAAUUCGACUGGAGUCCAGCGAUACAAUCUGCCAUACUCGGCUCAUUCUACUGGUGCUACAUAUUGUCCCAGGUGGUCGGCGGUGUACUUACACAAUAUUUUGGAACCAAAACCGUUUUUGGCGGUUCCCAACUAGUCACAGCAAUUUGCAGUUUGCUCAUGCCGAGCGCAGCUGAUCUUCAUUAUGGGGCAAUGAUAGCCUUGAGAAGUAUUCAAGGCAUAGCUAGUGGUUUAACCUGGCCGGCCAUGUACGCUAUCGUUGGACAUUGGAUUCCGCCGGUCGAACGAUCACGCUUUAUGUCUUCCUUCCAAGGGUUCAGCUUCGGCAUUGGUCUGACCUACCCACUGUGCGGCUUCCUGAUUGCCCACUUCGGAUGGCGGGUGGUCUUCUACACGACCGGAAGCAUCGGUGCCAUUUGGUGCAUUGUUUGGUACUUCUUAGCCUUCGAUACGCCUUCUACGCACCCGAGGAUAUCCCAGCAGGAGCUUCGUUAUAUUCAGGGCAGUUUGGGAAACCAGGUCGUUGGGGCCAGUGAGAGUAUGCCGGUACCAUGGAAAUCCAUACUGAGUUCCUGGCCGGCUUGGGCUAUUGGUAUCACCACCUUUGGUAGGAUUUGGGUUCAUUACGUCUUCAUCAUUCCUGGUCCCAUGUACAUGAAAACUGUACUCGGCUUCAGUAUUCAAGCUAAUGGCGUUCUUUCCGGUGCACCUUUCAUCUGCAGCUACCUGAGUUCCGUAGUUUUCUGUUAUGUGGCAGACGUACUUGUCACGAGGCAGAUACUCUCACUUACUAAUGUUCGCAAAAUAUUCACCGCCUUAUCGCAAGUCGUUCCUGGAAUUCUUGUACUCCUCAUCGGAUAUCUUGGCUGCAACAUUAUACUCGUCCUUAUCGUGUGGUUUGUCGCGGUGACCCUCAUAACAGCUGCCUACGCCGGAGCAAUGGCCAAUAUCGUUGACAUAGCACCUAAUUUUGCCGGACCAGUUCUUGCAUUUGCACAGACAAUCCACAUGACGGCCAGCUUCCUCUCGCCAAUAGCCGCAGGCUUGUUAACGCAAGAGAGCCAAACUCUUGACGCUUGGCGAAAGGUCUUCGGUGUAACGGCGUGCGUCGCAUGCGGAACGUACGUGGUUUAUCAAAUAUUUGGCACAGCCGAUAUCCAGGCCUGGAAUUAUCCUGAUCAAAAAUAUCCAGCAUCCGUUCAAGAAGACAUUCAGCCACUUAAUGACUCCCCACAGAGGAAUGGCAAAGUCGUCGCGUCACGAAGACUGAGUGGAUCUCAGCAAGCUUAGUGGCGGUCGAAUAGAAGAAAAAAACCUCAUAUAAGUUAAUGCACGCAGUUCAAAGUGAAAGAAGUGAUAUUGAAGUCAGAUUACGUGUAUUCUAAUGGUCGUGAAAGGUGAGAGACAGGGUGGGAGGCGGGAGGGGAGGAGCGCAAGAUAUAAAAAGUAUUUUUAUGAAGAAGGUAUCUCAGGAAUAUAGAUUUCUCGAAAGUGAUUUUUUUGUCUCUCGUAUAUCCCUUGAUUAUUACUGUUUUCUGUAAAAGGCACAAUAUGUGCAGCAUAACGCCCUGAAUUUGUUGAGUCGCGUUGAUCGCGAAUAUUGCUUCUUCUGGUUAUUAUGUUAUUUUUUUCUUUAUUUACACGAGAGCAUGAUUACACUAGUACGUAAAAAUAGAUCUCCCAGGUAUAAGGUUAAUCUUGAUCUACUAUUGUGUACGUUUAGAUCGGCAUGGUACUGUCGAAAGAGAUACUUCUCAUGUGCACGAUUAUCCUCAAUGUCGUUUCGAUGACGGUUUAAUGAUUCCAAGGAUCGUUUCUAUACGAUCCGAUAGCGACUAUUCGCGUUUACUUAAAUUCAUGACAUUAAAAUGAUUUAUUAAUCGACGACACAUACCUCUUCACUGAGAUUUAGGUCGUUGUGGAUUUCCACUAAACAAUUUUUUAGGGAACAACUUUUUCACUUAACAUUAAUCAAGUUCGAGCGUGACACCCUCAGUGUUUUCUGUCGCAGGCGCGAAAUUCGAACGUGAAAAUUGUCGCGUUUGCGUUGAUUCCUAAUGAAAAGGGCGAAAUGUCGAUACGCUUGUUUACCUUAAUCAAAUAUAAAUGAGAUACAAUAAACUGUAAAAACGGGUACGGCCGUUUAACCUAUCUCCUUUUCACAUGCUUACGGUCCACGUUGUAUUAAGUUCAACACGUGGUUUCAACUUUUCGUAUAACACAAGUCAAAACGGUAACAAGCGCAACUGUUGUCGCCAAGUUUUAAUUUACAUGUUACCACGUGCAGUCACCAACAGAUCAGUACAAAGUGCAGUUCUUUGAUACCUAUUUGUGUUUCUCGUUUCCGUCGUUCAGAGAAUGAUUUGCAAGCGUAAUGAAAUAUUGUUCGAUUAAGAUAUAUUUAUAUUAAUUGAACCCUAAUAGUUCAGACAGUAAUAUUAAUUCAUAUGUAGCAGGUUAUUUCUGAUCUGAACAGUUCGCAAACAUAUUUAUAUGUUGAUGAUGAUUCCGCUUAUAAGAUACCGCACAUUCAUCUCCGUGCUGUGUCGUUCAAGUAUUGUCAUUUUAAUUAUUUUUUUAUCACCGUUAAACGAUAAGUGUUAGUAUUGAACUUUUAAUAGAACUCGUUAGCGCACGACGUUGCAAAUUGAUGAAAUAUUUUCCAACUAAAUUGAAUUUGUAAUUGGUUAAAAUUGGAUGAUUCAGUUUUAUUUCUGUUGUAAUUUUAUGUAAAUUUAAUACAGAAGCUCAUCUCCUACAUCUGCAAACCUAUAUUGAUAUUACUCAAAUCCAUGCCUAGUGAAUUUAAAACAAAUUUCAAUGACAACUGUAACGUAAGAAUGUACUUAUACUUACAGAUACUUACUGUAGCAGAAAUGAAAUAUAAUAAUACUGUAUAAUUUUA